Molecule: messenger RNA, 1471 nt
Organism: Neltuma alba
Lineage: Eukaryota; Viridiplantae; Streptophyta; Magnoliopsida; Fabales; Fabaceae
Product: RRP15-like protein
Exons: 9
Coding region: 96-1178 (360 amino acids)
Biological process (GO): maturation of LSU-rRNA; maturation of 5.8S rRNA
Cellular component (GO): preribosome, large subunit precursor
Source: RefSeq, a predicted model, not a curated record
GCUCCUCCAGGGUUUUGGCUUUGUUGCUUGGUGGUGUACGUGGUUGCCGUACACCUUCUAGGGUUUAUCACUGUCCGCCGUGUUAAUUCUUCACUAUGGUCGCCGAGCCGCUUAGAGAUUUGAGCCAGCCGAUUGAGGUGCCUUUGGUCGACGCCACUGUUGCUGCCUUCUGUGGCACCGGAUCUAAGAAAGAGUCCAUGGCUGAAGAAACCCAGCUGCUGGAAUCUGGAAGAAGCCUGAAAAAGAGGCAGUUACUUAAAAGGCAUGGUCAUAAGAAGUCAAAUAAAAGGCCAAAAUUGAUACCAGCGCCCCAGGUACAGAAGAAAGUUAAAAUGGACAAGAAAAUGAAGAGACUUAUCCGCAAGCGAGCACGGGAGUAUAAUUCUGAUGAUGAUGAUGAGGAUGGCAGUGGUAUUCAGCCUGGAAUUACCAAUAAUGUAACUGAAGAGGAAGACAAAGAAGGUGAUGACUUCUCUGAUGACGAUGAAGCAGGAGGACAAGAUGCUUGUAACCCAACUGUGAGUGAUAUGAAUAAUGACAUUUCAGAUGAUGAAGGAGAAGAUGGGGAUAUUCAGCCAGGAAUAACAAAAUUUACGGAAGGUUGUAGAGCAUUCAGGAUGGCCUUCAGGAAUAUUAUGAAGAAGAGUGUUUCUGAAGAUUCCUUGGGUCCAGUAUUAUCAGGGCACAAGAAACUUAUUGCAGACAAGCUUGCAGAAGAAGAGGCUGAACGCCAUGUCAAGGGAGAGGCGAAGAAGGAAAAGAAAAUGCUGGCAGAAAAGGGGCACGUCAAGCCAGCUAAUUAUUUGGAUUCUCAUGAAAAGUUUCUAAUAAGUGUUGCGACAAAAGGAGUGGUUAAGUUGUUCAAUGCUGUCAACAAGGCACAAACUGCUCAGAAAGGGUUGAAUCCUUUAAGGAGUAAAGAUGCAAAAGAAAUAAGAAAGCGGACCAAAGAAGCCUUCUUUUCAGAGUUAGGCAAGCCAUUGUCUGCAACAGGCACCUCUGGAAAGGCUCAAACGAGCAAAGAAAAACUGGAAGUCGAAGAGCCUGCUUGGGUGCCAUUACGAGAUAAUUAUAUGCUGACAAGUUCAAGACUGAAAGAUUGGGACAAAGUUCCUGAAAAAGUUGCAUCAGAUGACUUUGGAAAAAUCUCUGAAGAUAGUAGUUCUGAUGAAGAUUAGUUUUGAACUUGACUAGGCACUGCAGUGAGAUCGUCUUCGCGGGUAUUUUGUGAGCAUUUGAAGAAUUGAGACACUGCAAUAUUGUAAUUGGCAUGAUUUUUGCCCAUCAAUUUUGUAAUUAGAUGCCCAGUGUGCUUCAUCUUGAGAAGGGAUGGAGUCCAUGAGCUAACGUGGAGUUUUAGAUAUAUAUAACAGUUUGUAGUUCCUGUUGGUAGAAAUGAUAACAAUACUUGAAAGGAAGUGAAUUCGGUGUUUUAAGAAAUUGUCGAUCUUUAUAAAAAACUGUUCCUGUA